CUUACAGCUCCAGUGUCAUGAUGCUGUCCAGACCAAAGCCUGGGGAGUCUGAGGUGGACCUACUGCACUUCCAGAGUCAGUUCCUCGAGGCUGGUGCAGCCCCAGCCGUGCAGCUGGUGAAAGGAAGUAGAAGGCCUGGUGAUGCUCAGCCAGAAGGGCUCCCACCGCUGGACCGUCGGGAUGUGGUGCAGAUGGACAAUCUCCCAGAUUUGCCCCCUGCUCUGGUUCCCGCUCCUGCAAAGAGAGCUAAGCCUAACCCUGGCCACCACCUGCCUCACGAUGAAGACCCUGAGGAGAGGCUGAGCAGACAUGAUCAGCACAUCACCACUGUCUUGUCUAAGAUCAUUGAACGAGAUACAAGUUCAGUCACUGUGACUCUGCCUGUGCCCAGUGGUGUUGCUUUCCCACCUGUGUUCCAUCGCUCACAGGACAGACAGGCGAAACUGGCAGCAUCGGGUAAGAGGAGCAUCUUUGCCCAAGAGAUUGCAGCAAGGAGGGUGUCAGAAAGCAGAGUUUCAUCAGCUAAGCAAGCUGUCCCCAACCAAGACCCAUCACAGGGUGCUGUGCCCUGUGACACGCCCUCCUCUAGGGACAAUGACAGCCAGCUUGCAAGGCCUAGCCAUGGCUUCCACAGACCGAAUUUGAUCACAGGGAAGGGGCUCAGGAGCCAGGCAGCUGAGCAGGAAGUCCAGACCAUCCAUGAAGAGAAUGUAGCAAGACUGCAAGCCAUGGAUCCUGAUGAGAUCCGGAAGGAGCAGCAGCAGUUACUGGCUCAACUUGACCCCAGCCUGGUUGCCUUCUUGAGAUCUCAUAGCCAUGGCCGGGAGCAAACAGGAACAAAGGCCUCGAUGGAGCAGAGCCCAGGAAGACGCUCAGGUCCUGUCGCUAAAGAAGAGCCCAUCACAUCAGCUUCCACCAGUGAGCCCAAGAUGGAGGAGAAGCUGGAGCCAAGAGCCCCAGUACUGACGCUGCCCAUGACCCCCCACAAAGAGUGGCUCCAUAUGGACACUGUUGAGCUGGAAAAGCUGCACUGGACCCAGGACCUGCCCCCGCUCCGGCAGCAGCGGACGAAGGAGAGAAUGCAAGCCCGAUUCAGCCUUCAGGGAGAGCUCCUGGCACCUGACGUGGACCUGCCCACCCAUCUGGGCCUACACCACCACGGAGAAGAGGCGGAGAGAGCAGGGUACUCUCUCCAGGAGCUGUUCCACCUGACCCGUAGCCAAGUGUCUCAGCAGAGAGCACUAGCACUACAUGUUUUGUCCCAGAUCAUCAACAGGGCCCAGGUUGGUGAGUUUGGGGAUCGCCUGGAGGGCAGUAUCUUGCGCCUCCUCUUGGAUGCUGGUUUCCUCUUCCUGCUGCGCUUUGCCCUGGAUGACAGGGUGGACAGUGUCAUCGCAGCAGCCGUUCGGGCUCUUCGCACUCUGCUAGUAGCUCCUGGAGAUGAGGAGCUCCUUGACAGCAGCUUCUCUUGGUAUCACGGAGCUUCGGUGUUCCCUCUGAUGCCUAGCCAGGAGGACAAAGAGGAUGAAGAUGAGGAUGAAGAAUCCCCAACAGAAAAGGCCAAGAAGAAGACCCCUGAGGAAGGAAGCCGCCCUCCGCCUGACCUGGCCAGGCAUGAUGUCAUCAAGGGGCUCCUGGCUACCAACCUGCUGCCUCGGCUUCGCUAUGUGCUGGAGGUGACCUGCCCAGGACCCUCUGUGGUCCUUGACACCCUGGCUGUGCUUAUCCGCCUGGCCCGGCAUUCCCUGGAAUCAGCCACGAGGGUUCUGGAGUGUCCUCGGCUAAUAGAGACCAUAGUUCAAGAGUUCCUGCCUACCAGCUGGUCCCCCAUUGGGGUGGGGCCUACUCCCAGUCUAUACAAAGUGCCUUGUGCUGCUGCCAUGAAACUGCUUAGAGUCCUGGCUUCAGCUGGGAGAAAUAUUGCUGCCCGGCUGCUGAGCAACUUUGACAUCAGGAGCCGCCUGUGCCGAUUCAUAGCUGAAGCUCCACAGGAACUGGCCCUGCCCCCUGAGGAAGCAGAGACACUGAGCACUGAGGCCUUCCGGCUGUGGGCCGUGGCCGCCUCCUAUGGCCAGGGUGGUGACCUUUACAGGGAGCUGUACCCAGUACUCAUUCGGGCCUUGCAGACGCUGCCUACAGAGCUCAGCGCUCGUCCCCCACAGCCCCUGUCCAUGCAACGGAUGGCCUCUCUGCUCACGCUUCUUACCCAGCUGACCCUGGCUGCCAGCAGCAUACACCCUGAACCCACUAGUGGCUCUGCUGAGUACUGUGUGUCAGCCACACCUUCCGCAGUCACCUGGACGCAGGUGUCUGGACUUAAGCCACUGGUCGAGCCAUGUCUGAAGCAGACCCUGAAGUUUCUACCCAGACCCGAUGUGUGGUGUGCCCUGGGCCCAGUGCCCAGUGCCUGCCUUCUGUUCCUGGGUGCCUACUACCAGGCCUGGAGCCAGCAGUCAAGCGUGUGCCCAGAAGAUUGGCUUCAGGACAUGGAGUGCUUGUCGGAUGAGGUCCUACUGCCACUGCUGAGCCAGCCUUCUCUGGGCAGUCUGUGGGAUGCCUUAAGGCUCUGUUCCCCGCUCUGCAACCCGCUGUCUUGUGCUUCUGCCCCUGAAGCUCUCCCCAGCCUUGUGUCACUGGGCUGUGCAGGAGGUUGUCCCCGUCUCAGUGUGGCUGGCACAGCCUCACCCUUCCCGUUCCUCACCGCCCUCCUCUCUCUUGUCAACAUUCUGGUCCGGACCCACAAGGGCCUUUGUGGACAGCUGGCCGCUGUGCUGACUGCACCAGGACUCCAGAACUACUUUCUCCAGUGUGUGGCUCCUGUGCCUGCCCCACAGCUCACACCCUUCUCUGCCUGGGCCCUGCGCCACGAGUACCACCUGCAGUAUAUGGUGCUCUCCCUAGCCCAGAAAGCGGCAACAGUGCAGCCAGAGGCAGCAGCCAGAACAGCUCUCCACCAUGCUCUGGCCUUGAUCCUGCUGAGCCGCCUGCUGCCAGGAAGUGAGUACCUCGCCCAAGACCUGCUGCUGAGCUGUGUGUUCCGACUGGACUUCAUGCCGGAAAAUGCAUCAGGGGGUCCAGAGGCAGCUGACUUCUCUGAUGGACUGUCCUUAGGGAACAGUGGGGAGCCUCAGUGUAGACGAGGAGCUCUCCUCGUUCAAGCUUGUCGGGAGCUCCCCAGCAUCCGCAGCUGCUACCUGGCCCACUGUUCCCCAGCCCGCGCCGGUCUGCGGACCUCCCAAGCCUUGUACCGUGGGGAGCCGCUGCGAGUCUCAAGCCUGCUACUGCCUGUGCCCAAGGGGCCACUGCUGCCCACUGACUGGCCCUUCCAGCCGCUGAUAGAUCUCUACCACCAGGCUUCAGAUAUUCCCUCUGGGCUGCCUGCUGCUGAAUCUGUAGGCAUCGCCACGCGGGUCCUACAGUGGGUGCUCGUUCUAGAGAGCUGGCGCCCUGAGGCCCUCCGGGCUGUGCCUCCUGCCGCCCGCCUGGCACGGCUCAUGUGUGUGUACCUGGUGGACAGCGAGCUAUUCCGAGAGACUCCCAUACAGCACCUGGUGGCAGCUCUUUUGGCACAGCUCUGUCGGCCCCAAGUCUUGCCAAGCCUCAACCUGGACUGCCCGCUCCCUGGCCUGACCUCUUUUCCUGAUCUCUAUGCCAGCUUCUUGGACCAUUUUGAGGCCGUCUCCUUUGGGGACCAUUUGUUUGGUGCUCUGGUCCUCCUUCCUCUGCAGCGUCGGUUCAGUGUCACCUUGCGCCUCGCCCUCUUUGGGGAGCAUGUGGGAGUCUUGCGUGCACUUGGCCUGCCUCUGACUCAGCUGCCUGUGCCUCUGCAGUGCUACACAGAGCCUGCUGAAGACAGCCUGGCUCUCCUUCAGCUCUACUUCCGGGCCCUGGUUACUGGCGCACUCCGCCCACACUGGUGCCCCGUCCUCUACACUGUAGCUGUGGCUCAUGUCAAUAGUUUUAUCUUCUCCCAAGACCCAAAGAGCUCAGAUGAGGUGAAAGCUGCCAGAAGGAGCAUGCUGCAGAAAACAUGGCUGUUGGCAGAUGAGCGGCUGCGGCUGCAUCUCCUCCGCUAUAAGCUCCCCAACUCCAGCCUCCUGGAGGGCUUUGAGCUGUAUUCCCAGUUACCUCACCUGAGGCAGCAGCACCUUCAGACGUUGCCCACCGAGGUGCUCCAGAAAGGAGGAGUGAAGACGUAGGGCACUUGCCACCAGCUGGAGACGAAGGUUCUCC
This is a messenger RNA of Acomys russatus (golden spiny mouse), 4233 nucleotides long. RefSeq names its product RNA polymerase II associated protein 1 (gene Rpap1). Gene Ontology annotation, biological process: transcription by RNA polymerase II. The coding region runs from base 18 to 4199 and encodes 1393 amino acids. The transcript has 24 exons. The record is from RefSeq and is a predicted model, not a curated record. Gene Ontology annotation, cellular component: nucleus. NCBI's taxonomy places the organism in Eukaryota, Metazoa, Chordata, Mammalia, Rodentia, Muridae.